AUGCCUGAAACGGCGAAGUGGAAUAUUGGUCUUGUAAAUCACGCUUCACGCUACCUUACCGUGGAAACCUUUGGAUUCAAGCUAAACGCCGAUGGAACUUCACUUCGUAAAAAACAAAUGUGGGUUUUAGARCAAGAAAGCGACGAAGGAAUUUACUUCAAGUGUCAUCUAGGAAGAUAUCUAACGGCCGAUCCAAAGGGGAACCUGUGUUGUGAGGCAACUGAAAGAGAGCCGAAUGCUAAGUUUACAAUAGUUGCUCAAGACGGGAAAUGGGCCCUGAAAAGCGCGCACAACGCCUAUUUUGGUGCUACUGGCGAUCAGCUAAAAUGCGUCGCAAAAAUUGGUAAAGCUGAGCUCUGGACUGUGCAUCUUGCUAUGCACCCACAGAUCAAUCUAAAAAGCGUUCUGCGAAAACGCUACGCUCAUCUCGACGAAGGAAGCCAGGAUAUCAAAGUCUCUGAAAUAAUACCAUGGGGGGCUGACGCGAUGGUAACUUUGGAGUUUACCGAUGGGAAAUACGCGAUCGUAGCAAGCAACAAUAAAUAUCUAAGUGCCGGCGGUGAUUUAAAGAACGAACUUUCUGACGAUUGUAAAUUCUCGUUAGAAUUUCACCAGACGAACCUGGCGUUUAGGGAUCACCAGGGAAAAUAUUUGACCGCAGUUGGCACUGGAAGACUKCAAACCAAGAAAGAAACGGUCACUAAAGAUGAAUUAUUUGUGAUUGAGGAUAGUCACCCUCAGUGCUCAUUCAUCGGUUGCAAUGAUCGUCGAGUUUCAAUCAAGCAAAGCACAGAUGUGAAAGUCAACCAGGCCGACAUCUCCGACACUGAACUGUUCCAAGUAAUUUUCAAAAAAGGCAGUAACAAGGUGUCAUUCCUUAGCAGCAACGAGAAGUACUGGGUCGUAGAGAAAGGUGUUGUCAAGGCAACCGCAAGCGAAGUCACUGAAAGUGGAGAGUUUGAAUUGGAAUGGCACGAUACCCAAGUGGCCUUCAAAACGAGCUCCGGAAARUACUUGAUAUCCAAAGGCAACGCCCCUCUUUCUGAUGCAUCAGACGAAGUUAACGCCUCUGGGCUGUUCAUAAUGGAGCUUAUCAACCGACCACUCCUUGUUUUACGAGGGGAUUAUGGCUUCGUUGGCUGCAAAGGUACUUCAAAUAGGCUCGAGUGCAACCGUGCUAACUAUGAUGUUUUCCACAUGGAGGCAAAUCGUGGAUUCUACACGAUCAGUUCUUCCAAGGGAAAGUAUUGGCGCACAGAGGAUGACGGUAGUAUAUCCGUCUCUGGCGAUCAGGCCGGCGCUGACAAGUUCCAGAUCGAGUUACGCGGGCGCAAUGGGCUGUGCAUCAAGUCGCCGAACGGGUGUUAUCUCAAAGGGGAACAAAAUGGUACCUUCAACGCCAAAGGCUCUGAAGUCGGAAAGUACACUUUAUGGGAAUACUAGGAACUAACUCUACCUUAGUACAAUGACUAUUAAACGCUUCUAAAUUGUAGAAUKAACUAGAAGUGAUUGUAAAACCUUGUUCUAAUAAGAUCUUUAGAGACUUAAAGUGAAUGUUGCCUAUAGCAUAAAUAAGCAUUUUAAAUGUAAACAAUUGAACCAUUCUUUAGGAAACGGAUUGUUAAAAUUAUGAGCAUUUUUCUUGAAUGGUAGAUAAUUAAGACAAUGAACUAUUAAAAUUUUGGCGUUAAUGAUCUAUCGCAAAGAAAAAAUCACCAAGAAAUAGUUCAUAUUUUUUAAAAUAUGUUCAGGAAAAGCUCUCGUGCUAAAAGUUUUSCAUCUUUUAUUUUUGCAACUGCAAAUUUUUAUUUUCAAAUAUCAAUAUUUUAAUUUUGUCAAAAAGUUUAAAUGUUAAGCAAUUUGCUAGCUUAUAUGAGAGAAACGACUCCUGUGUCUGAAGCAGGAGUAAUAUAUGAAUUKAUGAGGAAGUUGGAUGACGGUAGUUGGAUAUUAGUACAGUUUUGACAAAUAUUAUUAAAUAAUUAAGUCAAGUAAGAAUUAUCAAGCAAUUAUGCAUUCAUUAUUAUUGUGUUAGAGUGUAAAAAUUAAUAUUUUAUAGUGUGUCAUUGUAACAAUAAAACUUUAAAACGAGAAA
Exaiptasia diaphana is the source of this 2095-nucleotide messenger RNA. RefSeq names its product protein singed. The record is from RefSeq and is a predicted model, not a curated record. Gene Ontology annotation, biological process: actin filament bundle assembly; cell migration; establishment or maintenance of cell polarity. Gene Ontology annotation, cellular component: cytoplasm; actin cytoskeleton. Gene Ontology annotation, molecular function: protein-macromolecule adaptor activity; actin filament binding. The coding region runs from base 1 to 1443 and encodes 480 amino acids. The transcript has 2 exons. Lineage: Eukaryota; Metazoa; Cnidaria; Anthozoa; Actiniaria; Aiptasiidae.